UAACGCGGAAGUUAUCAGGAAAACCAACGAAUGAGUGCGUGCGUCUUCUAACAACUGAAGCGACGUCGCUUGAAUGGAACCCAUAGAAGGAGUGGUUGGAUAAACAAAGCCCGUUUAUACUUUAAAAAAAAAGUCAUUAGGCAAGGAGUGUGUGCUGGUUCUGACCACGAUGAAGGUGGUGAAUUUGAAGCAAGCCAUUCUGCAGGCAUGGAAAGAGCAAUGGAGCGACUACCAGUGGGCGAUUAACAUCAAGAAAAACUUUCCAAAGGGGGCAACUUGGGACUACCUCAACUUUGCAGAGGCGCUGAUGGAGCAGGCGAUGAUCGGUCCAUCUCCCAACCCGCUCAUCUUGUCCUACCUUAAAUAUGCCAUAAAUUCACAGAUGGCGUCUUAUUCCAGCGUGCUCACAGCCAUCAGCAAGUUCGACGGCUUUUCCCGUGAGCUGUGUGUCAAAUCGCUGUUGGAGAUAAUGGACAUGUUCUGCCAUCGUCUCAACUGCCACGGGAAGGCGGAGGAAUGCAUCGGACUGUGUCGGGCCCUGCUGGCCGUGGUGGUGUGGCUGCUGCAGGGCUGUGAUUUUUACUGUGAGAAACUGCGAGAACUCGGUCCCUCAGCUAGCACAGAGGCCAUUCUCAGAGCCUGCCAGGAAAGACUGCACGGUCUGAUGAGCAGCACCAAGAACAGAGCUCUGGUCCACAUUGCCCGGCUGGAAGAUCUAGGUUCCUGGGGUAAUGUUGAGCAAGCAAUGAUUAAAGUGACAGAAGGCCUCUGUAAUGUACCUAACCAGAUGCUGAGGACUUCAAUAGAGGAAACGAUUUCUUUGGUGAAAAGUAUUCCCCAGAUGCUCUCUGUACAGUGUGAGCCUCCAGCUCAUGCCUCCUUUCCAUCUGUCCAUGCUUUCAUCAUGCUGGAGGGCACCAUGAAUCUGACGGGGGAGACCCAGCCUCUGGUGGAGCAGCUGAUGAUGAUCAAGCGAAUGCAGAGAAUUCCUGGUCCUCUGUUCGUCCUGGAGAUCUGGAAGGCCUGUUUCACCGGCCUCAUCGAGUCACCAGAGGGCACCGAAGAGCUAAAAUGGACCGCCUUCACUUUCCUCAAGAUUCCACAAGUUCUGCUCAGACUAAAGAAAUAUCCUCAAGGAGACAAAGGGCAGGAUUUUACGGAGGAUGUAAAUAUUGCGUUUCAAUACCUGCUGAAACUGACACCACUGCUGGAUAAAGCAGAUCAGAGAUGCAAUUGUGAUUGCCUCGGCAUGCUCCUGCAGGAGUGCAACAAGCUUGGACUGUUGUCAGAUUCUAACACAGAAGGCCUCACGUCAAAACGGAAUGAAGACAGGGAGUUUGCCCCACGGCUAAAAACGGCAGAAAAUGCAAACAUCCAGCCUAACCCAGGCCUCAUCCUCAGAGCUGAGCCAACUGUCACAAAUAUACUCAAGACAGUAGAUGCUGACCACUCGAAAUCCCCCGAGGGCCUCCUUGGGGUUCUUGGUCACAUGCUGUCAGGGAAGAGCCUGGAUCUGCUCCUGGCAGCAGCAGCAGCCACCGGGAAACUCAAAUCCUUUGCCAGGAAAUUUAUUAAGCUCAAUGAGUUUCCCAAGCAUAUCAGCGGCGAAGGAUCUAAGUCUGCGUCGGUUCGUGCCCUGCUCUUUGACAUUUCCUUCCUCAUGCUCUGUCAUGUGGUGCAGACAUACGGGUCAGAGGUGAUCCUGUCAGACCCCAGUCCUUCAGGGGAGACGCCCUUUUUCGAAACAUGGCUGCAGACAUGCAUGCCUGAGGAGGGCAAGACUCUGAAUCCGGACCACCCAUGCUUCAGACCCGAGCCUGGAAAGGUGGAGAGUCUGGUGACUCUGCUGAACAACUCCUCGGAAAUGAAACUAGUUCAGGUGAAGUGGCAUGAAAUCUGCCUCAGCACUCCGGCAGCUAUUCUAGAAGUUCUCAACGCGUGGGAGAAUGGUGUGCUUUCUGUGGAGACGGUACAGAAGAUCACUGACAACAUCAAGGGGAAGGUGUGCAGCAUGGCCAUUUGUGCCGUAGCGUGGCUGGUAGCGCAUGUGAGGAUGCUGGGACGGGAUGAGAGAGAGAAGCCUCAGACUAUGAUCCGGCAGCUCGUGACUCCUCUCUAUGCGGAGAACACCCUGCAGUUUUACAACGAACGCGUGGUGAUAAUGAGCUCCAUCAUGGAGCACAUGUGCGCGGACGUCUUCCAACAAACGGGCGCCCUGCUGCGUUCGCCGAUAGAAGGCCAAGAGCCGAUCCCGUACCGCAACCUGCUGCCUGCCAAAGAACCCAUCCACAAUUCCCUCAGCCAACAGUUCCAGGUGGUGCUGCGCAAAGGCUGGGUGGACAGUCGGGCUCUGCAUCUGUUCGAGAGUCUCCUCAACAUGGGAGGGGUCUUCUGGUUUACCAACAAUCUGGUCAAGGAACUGCUUAAGGAAACUCGACAGGAGUGGGCCAGCCGGGUGGUAGAGUUGCUCUACAGCAUCUUCUGCCUGGACACCCAGCAGAUCACGCUGACUCUGCUGGGUACCAUAUUGCCCAACCUUCUCACGGACUCGGCUCACUGGCACAGCCUGCCAGACCCUCCUGGAAAGGCCUUGGCCAAGUUGUCGGUGUGGUGUGCCCUCAGCUCCUACUCCUCCCACCACAAAGGCCCCUUCUCGGCUCGUCAGCGGAAAAGGCAGAGAGAAGAUAUCGAGGACUACAACAGCCUCUUUCCAUUGGACGACACUCAGCCAUCUAAACUCAUGCGGCUCCUCAGCUCCAACGAGGACGAACCUGUCGCUCUCUCCAGUCCAGGAGACCGAUCUAUGAGCAGUUCCCUGUCGCCAUCCCAGCUUCACUCCGUCAACAUGAGGGAACCUCUCAAUAGAGUCUUGGCCAACCUCUUCCUCCUCUUUUCCUCCAUCUUGGGCUCCAAGAUGGCAGGGCCUCACACCCAGUUUGUGCAGAGUUUUAUUGAGGAGUGCGUCGAGUGCCUGGAGCAGGGAAGCCGUGGGAGCAUUCUGCAGUUCAUGCCUUUCACAAUGGUCUCUGAGCUGGUGAAGCUGCCAGCUCUGGCCAAGCCCAAAGUCGUCCUGGCCAUCACUGACCUGACGUUGCCGCUGGGGAGGAGAGUCGCUGCCAAAGCCAUCUCUGCGCUUUAACUUUCUAGUUCCUCCCGUCCCAAACUCACUGACUUGACACAUUUCACAUGAAAUGACAAUGCCGGGUAAAAACAGCACUCAGACUGAAAGAACAGUGGCUGGAUCAACCGAAUUACUGGACGUCUCUCAUUUCUUUUUACCAGACCAUGUUUGUUUAGACCAAUUUUGGCUGUUGCUACGAUGCUGUGGAGAUCUGAGGAUCUUAAUCAUCUUCUUACUGAGAGUGGUCACAUUCUGCGGUCUUUCACAUGACAUUACGAGGGAAUCAUCCUCCGGGUGACAGUUGGUCAUCUGCCACUUGCGACACAUCCUCGAGGAAAUCUGUCUGGCAGCGGUGAAGACGACAUGACGUCGGAAACCUCCGUUUCACUUUUAGUUCCACUUGUCGGCUUCACAGAAAUUUUGGAAACAUCAUGAGUGGGCAGCUUGUGUCAGCAAGUGCCACAACCUGUUGAGUCACUGCUAUGGUAUUCUCAAAAACGAACAAUUAUGUUUGCAGGAUUUUUUUUUUUAUUACUGAGACGUCAGAAAAUGGCAUGUAUAAGGUUUUAAAUAGCAAUACAAAAAUAAUGAGUUUCUUUUUAAUGCAACACCAUCUGUAACGUCUUUAAUAUGUGCCCAAAACUCAGUAAUAUGAGUACCUGGUCAUACAGCCGACAAAUGUUUUUCAAAAAAAUAUAUUCCCUAAAUAAAUACAUUCCGUCUCUAGAAAUAAAUACAUAAAUAAAAAUAGAUUUUAGCAAAUAAAUAAUCUGCAGACAGAUCAAUAAAUACCAUAACAAAAAAAUGUCAACGUAGGCUUUUUGGCUCGGGCCAAAACUAGAGUAUGACGGCCGCUGAUCAGCUCUCCUUCUCAUCAUCAUCCUCAUCAUUGCUGCGGUCCAGACUCCUGAGGCAGCGGGCCACGUCCUGGCUGAACGUCUGGAGCUGGACCAGGGUGAGGUGCGCCGCCACCUGGACCUCAUAAUCCCCCGGGAGCCGCAGUUCCACCGAGGCUGACGUGGGAGGGACUGCGUCUGAAGUUUGGCUCAUUUUUUCCAUCUGCGAGACAUCAGGAAGUCGUCGUGAGCGCAAGAUGUGAUGUGAAGCAUUUUUUGUUCAGAACAGUGAUCAGAAGAAUCUCUUUACCUUAACAACCUGGACUUUAAGAUCUCUAAUAUCAGCCAUCAAUGCAACCACUUUCUCUUUCACUUUUAGUCGAGGGGAGAUGGAACUCAGUAAGCCGUGGUGCAGCUGCAGGCCAUCAUGCAUGGCUCUCAAACCUGAUUCCUAAUAGAGGGAGGAGAGCGACCUGAUUACGUUUGGGUUUUUAAUCAACAUUACUUCUCAUACAGAAUAUAGUUUUCAGGAAGAAGCUUACCAGAGUGAAGUUUUCAGAAACCGCCCUGAGUAGAGGAGCCGGGGGGAUGCCAAUAGUGGACGCCAUGGUUGCAAGCUUGGUAUUUUCUGAAGAAGUCAACUGUAGGGUCUGUGAUAAAGAGAUGAUGUGUAGAUGCAAAAUGUUAAAAUACUUUGUGAAAAUAAAGACAGAUUCUGAGAAAGUUA
Molecule: messenger RNA, 4684 nt
Organism: Fundulus heteroclitus (mummichog)
Lineage: Eukaryota; Metazoa; Chordata; Actinopteri; Cyprinodontiformes; Fundulidae
Gene: med24
Product: mediator complex subunit 24
Exons: 26
Coding region: 170-3139 (989 amino acids)
Cellular component (GO): mediator complex
Molecular function (GO): transcription coregulator activity
Source: RefSeq, a predicted model, not a curated record